This is a messenger RNA of Microthlaspi erraticum, 533 nucleotides long. The record is from the annotation of a GenBank genome assembly. Lineage: Eukaryota; Viridiplantae; Streptophyta; Magnoliopsida; Brassicales; Brassicaceae.
AUGAAAGUGAUGUUCGGCUUGAAGCUGAACUAUACGACAGCAUACAGGUCUUUGAGAGCUGCUCAUGAAUACGUCAGAGGGACACCUGAAGACGGGUAUGCGAACUUGGCUUCAUACUUGCAUAGAACGAAGGAAGCAAACCCUGGAACUAUUACCGACCUUGUCCGGGAUAAACUUGAUCGCUUCAAGUACUGCUUUAUAUCUUUUAGAGCUUGCAUGGUUGGUUUUCAGUACUGCAGGCGAGUGGUUAUUGUUGAUGGGACUCAUUUGACGGGGAAGUAUGGUGGUACACUUCUUGUCGCAGCCGGGCAGGAUGGUAAUUUUCAAGUCUUCCCUUUGGCUUUUGCUGUUGUAGAUGCCGAGAAUAAUGAGUCUUGGGGGUGGUUUAUGAAUAACCUGAAGGCUUGCUUCACUCAGGACUUCCCACUUGUCAUUGUCUCUGACAGACACCCAGCUAUCGCAAACGCAAUUGAAACUGUCUUCCCAUGGGCAACAAGAGGGAUUUGCUAUUACCAUAUGCAGAAUAACAUCAA